UUUUUGUAAUUGACGUAUUGAAAAAAAAUCCAAAAAUUUUAAACUGUGUUAACUUCAGGAUCAUUGCAUUGAAAUGUAAUUGAUACAUUACGUACUAAAUACGGAUACUAAUUAAUACCUAUUAAUUAAUUACAGUUUUUUAACAGACAGUUGAAUUAUAAAUUAAAGAUGAAGAAUUAACUUUACAAUUCUAUUAAUUGUUUUUUUAUUUUCUCUGAUAAUACUUAUCAUAUUUUUUACAAUUGUAUAAAUACAUAUCAUACUGACAGUAUAUUUGUACAGAGCAAAUAACGUCGAAGAUGAUGUACUCAUUACCGGGCUGGUGAUAACUGAUUUAACUUCAAAUAAAUAUUUCGUUGGUUAUUAUUUUUUAUUCCGAUACAAAAUUUACGAUAAGUAUUAUAAUUAAAUAUAUAUAAAUAUCUGAUGGAAUAAUUAUAAACGAUAAUAAUAAAAUAGAAUAAGUAUGAAAGAACAUAGAGCGACAAUAUUAACUCUUGUUGGUGUAAUAUGUGGAGUAAUUAUUGGAAUAUUAUUAAAAAAAUAUACGACGCAACCAUGGUCUGAGCGUGAUAUUAUGUAUUUUCAAUUUCCUGGUGAAAUAUUUUUACGGAUAAUAAAUUGUUUAAUUUUACCAUUAAUUGUAUCAAGUGUAAUAAGUGCGAGUUGUUAUUUAAGUAAAUCAGGUAGCAUUGGGCUUAAGGCAUUUUAUUAUUAUGUAACAACAACAACCCUUGGAAUAAUAUUAUGUGUUACGCUUGUCCAGAUAAUAAAACCUGGUGAAUUUUAUCGUAGCAAAAAUUCAACAGUUUUUGAUCAUUCGAAAAAAUCUGUAACUACUGACACAUUUUUAGAUUUACUGAGGAAUUUGUUUCCUGAUAAUUUAAUAAAAGCAUCUCUUAGUCAGUAUCAAACGCAAUUAACGAAACCAAAUGAUUCAAAUGACGAUGGAAAUAUAUAUUAUUGGAAUAUAAGUCAUCGAUAUAAUGAUGGAACAAAUGUGCUAGGAAUAGUGUCAUUUUGUUUAGUGAUAGGACUUGCAAUUGGAUAUUUGGAAGAAAAGGGAAAGCCUUUAAAUGAUUUUUUUCAAUCAUUAUCUGAUGCUAUGAUGGUGAUGAUGGAUUGGAUGAUAAUGACAGUUCCCGUUGCCGUACUAUUUCUUAUACCUGGAAAAAUAUUAGAAGCUGAGGAUUUAACAGUAAUGAUAUCUAAUUUGGGUGUUUAUGUACUCACAGUAUUUGCUGGAUUAAUGAUACAUGGUUUAAUUAUUUUACCACUUUUAUACUAUGUAUGUACACGGAAAUCUCCUUAUUAUAUAAUGUCAAAAACAGGCCCUGCUAUAAUUACCGCAAUUGGAACAUCUUCAAGUACAGCUACUGUUCCAAUGACCAUCAAAUGUCUCAACAAAAUCGGUAUUAAUCCAAAAGUAUCGCAGUUUGUUGCUCCGAUCGGUGCAACAAUAAAUAUGGAUGGCAUUGCAUUGUAUGAAACUAUUGGCGCAUUAUUUAUAAUUCAACAACGCGGACUUGAUUUUUCUUUAAUGCAAAUAAUCUCAAUAGCAAUAACUUGUACAGUAUCUUGUAUUGGAGCCGCAGGAAUUCCAAGUGGUGGCUAUGUUAUGCUAAUUGUUGUACUUGAAUCGAUUGGAGUCCCUGCUGAUGAUGUUACAUUAAUUAUAACGAUUGACUGUUUGAUAGAUAGAAUACGAACUACUGUAAAUAUUAUAGCUGAUGUUCUUGGCGCGGGAAUAAUCGAUCAUUUUACGAGUAAACAUGAAUUAGACAAUCAAUUAGAAACACCUGAACAAUCGUUGACCAGCCAAGAUUUUAUGGCAUAACAAUGAUAUCAAAUCAAUUAAUUGAAUGAUUAUAUAAAUGUAAAAUAUGAAAAUAAUGUUGGAAAAUCCAAAAGUGCAUACCUCAAUCGCUCAUUUUAUUUUUAAUCAUUACUUUUAUUUCAUAAUGUUAAUUUAUUUUUUAUAUGAACUUUUAUUCAACUA
Molecule: messenger RNA, 1999 nt
Organism: Microplitis mediator
Lineage: Eukaryota; Metazoa; Arthropoda; Insecta; Hymenoptera; Braconidae
Product: excitatory amino acid transporter 3-like
Exons: 8
Coding region: 467-1837 (456 amino acids)
Biological process (GO): L-glutamate transmembrane transport
Cellular component (GO): plasma membrane
Molecular function (GO): glutamate:sodium symporter activity; neutral L-amino acid transmembrane transporter activity; L-glutamate transmembrane transporter activity
Source: RefSeq, a predicted model, not a curated record